This is a messenger RNA of Closterium sp. Yama58-4, 1254 nucleotides long. The record is from the annotation of a GenBank genome assembly. NCBI's taxonomy places the organism in Eukaryota, Viridiplantae, Streptophyta, Zygnematophyceae, Desmidiales, Closteriaceae.
AUGCGGCAGCUGCAGCCGCUGCAUCUACAGCAGCAGCAGCCGCCGCAUCUUCUGCAGCAGCCGCCGCUGCAUCUACAGCAGCAGCAGCCGCCGCACCUUCUGCAGCAGCCGCCGCAUCUACGGCAGCAGCAGCCGCCGCAAUCUACAGCAGCGGCCGCCGCAGCUACAGCAGCAUCAACCGCUGCUGCCUCUGCAGCAGCAGCCGCCGCCGACCCAGCAGCAGCAGCCGCCGCCGAUCCUGCAGCAGCCGCAACCGUCGAAUCUACUCCAUCGGCCGCCGCCGGCCCUGCAGUCCCUACUCUAGCCGAACCUGCAGCAACUGCCGCCGCUGUCGCGACUGCCCCGGCCCUGCCUUGCCCUGCUGCUACUGUCACUACCACUUUUAUUACUUACUUUUCCUCCUCCUGCUACCAUGGCUACUGCUCCUGCCAUGCUACUGCCCCUGACUCCUCUGCUGCUAGCACACUGCGCUCCCAGUGGCAGACCCGCGACGCACACGCUCGCUUUGCUAUCCGCAACUCCCUGCCGCUAGAUGAGCGCGAGCACUUCGGCCAGUGCAAAACUGCUAAGGAACUGUACACAGCCGUAGUUGCUCGCUACUCCUCGCCUGCGUCUGCCACCCUAGGCCGCCUCUCCCUGCCCUACCUGUUCCCCGACCUGGCCUCCUUUCACACUGUCGCUGAUCUCAUCACCCACCUCAAGACUAGUGAGGCCCGUUUUCGCGCUGCUAUGCCUGCCGAGUUCCUUGCUAGCAACCCCCCCCCGCUCUGGCUCACCCUCUACCACAUUGUCACCCGCCUCCCUGACUCUCUGCGCUCAGUCAGGGACUCCUUUCUAGCUCGCUCCCCUACUGAGCUCACCAUUGCCCUCCUCGAGAAGGACCUACUUGCAGCUGAGGCGAGCAUCGUCGCCGUAGGUGCCUCUCGUGGCGAGCCCCGCACCCCCUUCUUCGAGGGGUGUUCCCCUUCCCCCCUUCUCCCCUCUGUCGCCACUGCUGCUGCUGUCGACCUCCUUGGUGCUGAGAAGGUCGGGGCUGCGUCUGCUUCGAGCGGGCGCCGCAAGAGCAGGGGGGGCAAGGGUGGGGGUGGAGGCGGGGGAGGCGGGGGUGGAGACAGUGGAGGUGGCGGUGGGUCUGGAGAGGCUAGUGGCGGCAGUGGGGGUGGUGACAGCGGCGGCGGGGGUGGUGGCAGAGGCGGAGGUGGCAGCGGCGGCGGUGGCGGUCGUGGCCGUGGCAGGGUUUCCUGGGUCUACUGA